AUGGGGACAUUGGCAGCUGAGCCAAAUAAGAUAUGGCUGCUUCUGUUGCUGUCCACUGUAACCUCAAAGCCACCUGAGGAGGUUGUCGAAGGAUUUCCCAAAGCUUUUGUGGCAUCGCUGAAAGUUUUGUUCGAAAUUUUGGACGAAGAUGGAGACGGUUUGGUUCACAUUUCGGAGAUCGAGAGACGCUGGGCUUCUGAAAGGGGAACAACGAGCUUACCGUUCGGUGUGAUGAACGGCCUGCGAAAAGCAACUCCAAAGAACGGUAAACUCAGCUUUGAACGGUUCUGUGGUGGGCUUAAAAUGUCCCUUAAUUCUGACCGGGGUGUUGGUAGAGGCAGGGAAGAUAAGCAGCCAAAUACAGCGACAGUGAGACCGAAUAAUGUCGUUCGUCCAAUGACCGUGCGGAGCCGGAGCGCGCCGCAGCUGCCCCGGGCGCCGAACGCUCGCCCACGGUCGCUCUCCAGCAACACGGACCCUUCCUCGGGCUGGGAAUACGCCGUACUGAAGGCUCGGCACAACGAGGACAAGAUUUCCAGCGGUAAAUAUAGCGUCAGAGAAGAUGUGAAACUCAAAAGGAGGUCUGCACCUGGGGAUAUAAACGCCAAUGAUCCGUUUCACCCGAGGAUACAGCAAGAGGAAUCAAAUCACCGUCAUUCAAGGAGAAGUGAAGGGGACUAUGUCCGGUACCCGCCCGCUAAAGCGUCGAAGCCAGGGCAGCAUGGACCGGGGAGAUUGGACUCGAAGCCGGAGAGAGCUGCCGUCAGUGGACCAGUGUAUGACCACCCACGUUCACCUGUGGAAGCAAAGCCAGUUGAGGGCCCCAUCAUUUCUGAGCAGCGUCCUCCAAACCAAUCACCGAAGCAGAAGACCCAAGCUAAACAGUCAAAACGCACCGAUCCCAGACGCCAUACAGUCUCCAAUGGCAUUGACUACAAUCUGAGAAAUCACCACCUCUCAAUUCGGGCCAUUGGCCGCUUACCGUUGAAACGAAUGAAACAGCUAGAGCAGGAGCGAGAUGUGUUACUACAGGGCUUGGAGGUGGCUGAGAGAUCCAGAGACUGGUACCAGAGACAACUAGCAUAUGCCAGGCAGAGACACCCAGGAUACUCAGGGAACUCACAGUUUACUCAUGGCGAGGACUCCCCUGCUUCAGGCCAGCAGGACAGACGAGCCUAUCGCAUGUCAAGAAUCCUGGAGAUCAACAGACAACUCACCCAUCUCAUGGAAAAUCCAGAGAAGGAUUUUCCGGAUCAUAUGAACCUGGCCAUGGACACUGUCCAACCUUCACAUGUUCCCCCGAAGCAACGCAUGAGUAGCACAUCGAGUACCAGCAGUGUCAACAGUAAUCUCGUCGCUCAGCUACGAGAACAAAACAGAUUACUAACCAAGGAGGUGUCUCAGAAGAGUGAGCUCAUCACCCAGCUUGAAAAGGACAAGGCUGCCCUCAUUCGUCAGCUGUUUGAAGCACGAGGAAAGAAACAUCAAAACCACAAGGAGAUGCCGAAUAACACGACAUUCAUCUGAUUGGGGUUUAACUAAAAGUUGCUGAACUGUGCAACUUUGUAACUGACUGUGUAAAAAAGUCAUAAAUAUGUCAGAUUUCUUUGGCAGAUAUGCAUUCUUUCCUGAGAUCCCAAUUCUUAAUGUCAUUUUAUGGCACUGAAUACAUGUACAAAAUUUAACCCUAACCCCCUAGGGACCAUUAAAAUCCUGCAU
Molecule: messenger RNA, 1719 nt
Organism: Acanthaster planci (crown-of-thorns starfish)
Lineage: Eukaryota; Metazoa; Echinodermata; Asteroidea; Valvatida; Acanthasteridae
Product: suppressor APC domain-containing protein 2-like
Source: RefSeq, a predicted model, not a curated record